Messenger RNA from Raphanus sativus (radish), 924 nucleotides. Its product is annotated as transcription factor LAF1-like. Lineage: Eukaryota; Viridiplantae; Streptophyta; Magnoliopsida; Brassicales; Brassicaceae. The record is from RefSeq and is a predicted model, not a curated record. The transcript is spliced from 3 exons. Bases 6 to 845 code for a protein of 279 amino acids.
CACACAUGUUUCAGAACAGAGAAAUGGCGAAAAUGAAAUCUGGAGAGAGGCUAAAGCAGAGACAAAGGAAAGGGUUCUGGUCACCUGAAGAAGACGAGAAGCUAAGCAGAUUCAUCCUCUCUCAUGGCCAUUCUUGCUGGACCACUGUUCCCAUCAAAGCUGGGUUACAAAGGAAUGGGAAGAGCUGCAGACUAAGAUGGAUUAAUUACCUAAGACCAGGGUUAAAGAGGGAUAUGAUUAGUGCAGAAGAAGAAGAAAUUAUCUUGACGUUUCACUCUUCCCUGGGUAACAAGUGGUCAAAGAUUGCGCAAUACUUACCUGGAAGAACAGACAACGAGAUAAAGAACUAUUGGCACUCUCAUUUGAAAAAGAGAUGGCUCACGACUCAUAGCUCUCAACACGCACCAUCUAUUUCCUCUUCUUCUGGAUCACGCGUUUCUUGUGGAGAAAGAAACACACAAACAUUAGUCCCAAAUCACGUCAUCUCCUUCCAGGGACUUCCAGAUAAGACAUCUUCAUCUCCAUCACAAGAAAGCAACAACAACUAUCUAUGUUCUUCUGGUCCUGAGGAGAUUCCAAGGCUUUUCUUCUCCGAGUGGUUUUCUUCCUCUGAUGUGACAGACUCUAAACACAAUCAAGCUCCAAGUAUUGAAGGAACUAUCUCAGAUUACCAGGAACCAGGUGAUGUUGAUCAGUUCCAUUACAACGAAAUGAUGAUGAACAACAGCAACUGGACUCUUGACGACGUCGUUUUUAGCUCUAAGUGCAAGAAGCAGGAACAAAAAAUUAAUAAAGAGGACUCAGAUUGUAACUCUUUUGGUUUCUUCUUUUUUCAUCAAGAAUGACGUAACUAUGUUACGUCUAAACCAAUGUAAAUCGAAUUUGUAAAUGAAAAAAAAAAAUUGAUGGUGAGAUGUUCAAAGA